AUGUUGUGUACAGGAAACAGAAUAAUUCUUGUUCAAUUCUCUACUGUGAGUGCACGAAAGAAAAUGACCUACACCUUACAUUAUUCUACCAAUCGAAGUAACAUCAAGGCUAGGUUAUCAAGCAUGCUUAACACUAUACGUAGAUACAUUAGCACUGGCAAAAACUCAUCAACGUUAUUAAGAGCACAAAUCGACAUUAAUGAUAUUUUGAGUCGUCCAAAAGAGUAUGAAUCUUCAAUUCACCGAAGACAACUACCACAAGAGUUGAUUGAAAACAUCAAUUUCAUCACAUCAAAUCGACCAUUACAAGCACAAUUGUUUUCUCAAAUCAAUGACAUGAAAAAAGAAAGAACUAUCCUAGCAGAGCGUUUAAAGUCAAACGUGGGUGAUCUACAACAAUUCAAAGAAAGAUUGAAGCAACUCAAAUCUGAACUAAAACCGUUGGAAAAACAAGUGAAAACCAUCCAAGAAAAAAUAUACGCCAAAGCCGAAUCUUUGCCCAAUCUUAUAGACGUAACAGUCCCUACGGAUCCUUUGAAAGAAGAAGUUGUCCAAUUUAUAAAUUGCCAGUCUGAAGAAGAUGCUAAAGUUUCAAAUUCGUCAGCAGUUCAUGAUCACAAGGAAAUAGGAGUCAACUUUAAUAUUUUGGAUUUCAGUGUGGCAUCUAGAGUAUCUGGACCGUCUUGGUACUAUUUAAUUGGAGAUGGUGCUUUGCUUGAACAAGCGUUAAUUCAAUAUGCGCUCUCAAAAGCUCGCAGGCGUGGGUAUUUGAUGCUUACUCCACCUUCGAUUGUUAAGUCAGAAAUUGUUGGAGCCUGUGGAUUCAAACCAAAUGAUCAAAAUAAUGAAAAGCAAAUCUAUGAACUUAAAGGCGAACACAAGUCCUUGACAGGUACAGCAGAGAUACCAUUGGCUGCAUUCCAUUCUUCUACUGUAUUCCCGAGUGGCACUCAAUUCCCCAUAAAAUAUGUUGGUGUAUCAAGAGCAUACCGCGCUGAAGCAGGGGCCAGUGGAAAAGAUACUAAGGGAUUGUAUAGAGUGCAUGAGUUUACUAAAGUCGAGUUAUUCCAUUUUACAACAGAAGAGAAGGCCGCACAAGAAUUAGAAGAUCUAAAGGAUAUGCAAGUGGAAAUUGUCACGGAAUUGGGUCUAUCCGCUAAAUUGUUAAAUAUGCCAUCAUCCGAUUUAGGUGCACCAGCAAUGAAAAAAUAUGACAUCGAAGCGUGGAUGCCAGGAAGAGGUUCCUGGGGAGAGCUCACAAGCUGUUCUAAUUGUGGCGAUUACCAAUCUCGAAGAUUAGGUAUACGUUAUAAUGAUGAUCAAGAAGGUCGUCUCAAACACGUUUCAACACUUAACGGUACAUGUAUGGCCGUCCCUAGAGUAAUUGUUGCAUUAAUUGAACAAAACUUUAAUGCAGAAAAGAAUGAAAUUUCAAUACCAGAAGUUUUGCAGCCAUUCAUGGAUGGCAAAGAUAAAAUCGUUCCUAAUUAA
This is a messenger RNA of Candida albicans SC5314, 1491 nucleotides long. Its product is annotated as putative serine--tRNA ligase. Lineage: Eukaryota; Fungi; Ascomycota; Pichiomycetes; Serinales; Debaryomycetaceae. The record is from RefSeq and is a predicted model, not a curated record. The transcript has a single exon. Gene Ontology annotation, biological process: mitochondrial seryl-tRNA aminoacylation. The coding region runs from base 1 to 1491 and encodes 496 amino acids. Gene Ontology annotation, cellular component: mitochondrion. Gene Ontology annotation, molecular function: tRNA binding; ATP binding; serine-tRNA ligase activity.